Molecule: messenger RNA, 1497 nt
Organism: Pipistrellus kuhlii (Kuhl's pipistrelle)
Lineage: Eukaryota; Metazoa; Chordata; Mammalia; Chiroptera; Vespertilionidae
Product: serpin B8
Exons: 7
Coding region: 251-1375 (374 amino acids)
Biological process (GO): negative regulation of endopeptidase activity
Cellular component (GO): cytoplasm
Molecular function (GO): serine-type endopeptidase inhibitor activity
Source: RefSeq, a predicted model, not a curated record
CCUAGCUUAGGCUCCUCCCGGGCUCCAGCCUGGGGAUGCGGAGUCACAGGGCUCCGCCGGUGUAAGCGGACUACAGUGAGUCAUCGCCGGAAGCAAAUCAGAGCGAACGGGAAGCAUCCUGCAAGUUGGAUUAGUAGCUGCAGGAGCAGGAGCAGCAGCCGCGGCAGGAACUUCCCAGAUUCAUUGGGCAAGAUCCAUUUUGGUAUCAUCCAUCAACAGACCUUCCCUCGGUAUCAACAGACCUUCCGUGAUGGAUGAUUUUGGGGAAGCAAAUGGCAGUUUUGCCAUCACCUUAUUAAAAAUGUUGGGUGAAGAAUACAACUCACAGAAUGUGUUCUUUUCUCCCCUGAGCAUCUCUUCUGCCCUGGCCAUGGUCUUCAUGGGGGCCAAAGGAGACACUGCAGCCCAGAUGUCCCAGGCACUUUGUUUGAACAAGGCUGGUGAUGUCCACCAAGGUUUCCAGGCACUUCUCUCGGAUGUUAACAGAUCUGACACCCAGUACUUGCUCAGAACUGCCAACAGACUAUUUGGAGAAAAGACGUGUGAUUUCCUCCCAGACUUUAAGGAAUCCUGCCAGAAGUUCUAUCAGGCCGAGUUGGAGGAGCUGUCCUUUGCUAAAGACACUGAGGAAUGCAGGAAGCACAUCAACGACUGGGUGGCAGAAAAGACUGAAGGUAAGAUUUCGGAGAUUUUGGGUGUUGGCACCGUUGAUCCACUGACCAAACUGGUUCUGGUGAAUGCGAUCUACUUCAAAGGCAGGUGGAAGGAGCAGUUCGACAGGAAGCACACAAGGGGGAUGCCCUUCAAAGUCAACCAGGAAAAAAAGACAGUGCAGAUGAUGUUUAAGCAUGACAAAUUUAAAAUGGGCUGCAUAGAGGAGGUGCAAAGCCAGGUCCUGGAGCUGCCCUAUGCGGGAGAGGAGCUGAGCAUGGUCAUUCUGCUGCCUGAUGAAGGCAUGGAUCUUGCAGUGGUGGAAAAGGCACUUACAUAUGAGAAGUUCAGAACUUGGACGGAUCCAGAAAACAUGAGUGAGAUUAAAGUUCAAGUUUUCCUUCCCCGGUUAAAACUGGAGGAGAGCUAUGACUUGGAGUCUUUUCUUCGAAGUUUAGGAAUGACUGAUGCUUUUGAGGAAACCAAGGCAGACUUUUCUGGAAUGUCAACUAAGAAGAAUGUGCCCGUGUCCAAGGUUGCACACAAGUGCUUUGUAGAGGUCAAUGAGGAAGGCACAGAGGCGGCUGGAGCCACUGCCGUCAUCAGGAAUUCCCGGAGCAUCAGAAUAGAGCCAAAAUUCUGUGCAGACCAUCCAUUCCUUUUCUUCAUCAGGCACCACAAAACCAACAGCAUCUUGUUCUGCGGCAGGUUCUCUUCUCCAUAAAGAGAUGCUGUUGCUCACAGGUGCUCCUUUCCCUUCUGCCAACCUUGCCUUGAUUCAGACUCUGUAGGCCCAAAUUGGUGCAUGUGGUGGCAUGAAUGCCAAAAUAAAGUGUUUGCACCUAG